GCUGCCUCCGCAGACAUCAACAACCUCAAUUCUUCCAAGCUGGGGAAAGAUUUGGAAGGCAUUGAGUUGUAUCCACUCUCUCAGCUCAGCUCUCCCACUUCUCCCAGCUACCCCCGCCCCUCUCUCCUCUCCUCCAACAUGGCAGACACGCGCAUCAAUGCUGUGGCAGCUUUACGACCCAUCAGGAACGUCGUCAGCGCAUCCUGGCUCUACCCAUUCAAAGGAAUCUACUAUUUCUGCACCCACCGCGCCUACUACCCUCUCUUCGGCCGACAUCUAAUCCCAUUAACCGUUACUUCGAUCGUGGUUCUGGGUCUCCUCUUCACUUUCACUUACCUUCCACAGGUCGCCUUUCUCGCCAUUUUCCAUGGACAUCUGGCUUGGUUCAAUGCGGCCUUCUUGGUCCUCGGGGAAGGACAGGCCUUGGUUGCAAUGCUCUUUGAAGCUUUCCUUGUUGACGAAACUCUAGUCAACGUUUUCGAUGCAACUCUUAUCAACGAAGGUCUAAUCUCCCUCGUCUCUCCGUCCCGAGUCCUUUUCCCAGAUGCUCCGAAUGCCGUAAAGAUGCUUGGCAAGCCGACAGAAAGCGCAGUCUACAGCCCCUUUUCCUUCCGCCAAAUUGCCGAAUUCAUCCUCUUCCUCCCUCUAAACUUAAUCCCCCUCGUGGGUACUCCCGCAUUUCUGGUCCUCACAGGCGCGCGAGCAGGGCCCUUACAUCAUUGGAGAUAUUUCAAGCUGAGGGGUCUAACCAAGAAGGAACGGAACGCAGAGAUCCGGACGAGAAGGUGGAAAUAUACCUGGUUUGGGACGAUCGCGCUGCUGUUGCAGCUGGUGCCCGUCCUAAGCAUGUUCUUUUUACUGACGACGGCAACGGGGUCAGCCCUGUGGGUUGUUAAACUGGAGGAGCAGAAAACAUUGAUUGAGGAGGCGCCGGUGCAGGAUGUUGAUGAGGAGCAGUUGCCUGCAUAUUCCGAUAAUCCGAUAUAGAUUGUUUGUGAAAUGAAAUAAAUUGUUUGCUG
This is a messenger RNA of Amorphotheca resinae ATCC 22711, 1019 nucleotides long. RefSeq lists its product as hypothetical. The record is from RefSeq and is a predicted model, not a curated record. Lineage: Eukaryota; Fungi; Ascomycota; Leotiomycetes; Helotiales; Amorphothecaceae. Bases 139 to 987 code for a protein of 282 amino acids. Gene Ontology annotation, cellular component: prospore membrane; ascospore wall; lipid droplet. The transcript has 2 exons.